This is a messenger RNA of Psilocybe cubensis, 1296 nucleotides long. RefSeq lists its product as uncharacterized. Gene Ontology annotation, molecular function: chondroitin hydrolase activity. Lineage: Eukaryota; Fungi; Basidiomycota; Agaricomycetes; Agaricales; Agrocybaceae. The coding region runs from base 1 to 1296 and encodes 431 amino acids. The record is from RefSeq and is a predicted model, not a curated record. The transcript has 7 exons. Gene Ontology annotation, biological process: polysaccharide catabolic process.
AUGUUGCCCAAAUUUUCAAUAAUAUUCGGUUUCCUGUCAGUUUCCCCACUAUCACAGGCGAUUUUGCCUUCGGAACUCUUCUCAUCAGACAUCCCAACGAAAGUUUUGGCAACAUUUAAGGCUCUACCAAAGCCCGUUCAAUACCCCCAAUACACCGACACUGGCCCUGGAAAAUGGUUAUAUUUCUCUCCGAAUACAUGGACGUCUGGUUUUUUCCCAGUGACUGGUUAUGCGCUGAACACCCGAAAGCAGCUGUGUGGGGCAACACCAGCUAAUGGAUUGAACAAUGCAGAUUGGUUAAACCUUGCACGGUCUGCAAGCAAUGGAUUGCUAUCGCUUAACGCAAAUAAUGGCAUUGGUCAUGACGUAGGCUUCAUUAGUUACCCUUUUAUCGAGGAAUUGGUGGUGAAUCCGACAAAUCAGACCGCAAUUAAUGCUGUCAACAACUUUGCGAGUAUGCUUGCGGCGCGUUUCAAUCCAGUUGUUGGUUGCACUCGAAGUUGGGACACAGCGGAUCCCACAGACUUUCAGGUCAUCAUUGACAACAUGAUGAACCUUGAAGUUCUCUUCCACUCCGCUGACCUGACUGGGAAUUCCACACUCCGAAAAAUUGCCACCACCCAUGCAGAUACCACGAUGGCAAACCAUAUUCGGGAUGAUGGUUCCACAUGGCAUGUGGUCGAAUACAAUUCUACGACGGGUCUCGUCAUCAAGAAGAGAACUGCUCAAGGAUUUUCUGACAGUAGCACGUGGUCGCGAGGGCAGGCAUGGGGGAUCUACGGGUUCGCCAAUAUGUAUAAAUUUACGAACGACACGAACUAUCUCGAUACAUCACGACGACUAGCAACCUAUUUUUUGAAUAAUAUUCCUUCGGAUGGCAUUGUACCCUGGGAUUUCAACGCGCCUCUCACCCCUCCCCCGCGUCCAGCAGACUCAUCAGCCGCUACUAUCGCUGCUACCGGCCUACUACUACUCGCUCAACAAGAAACCACUGAUUCUUUGAAACAGCAAUGGAUUGAUGGGGCCUUUAGCAUUUUGAACAAUAUCACUACCUUAGCUUGGCGCCCAUCAUGGCAGAGUCUGCUUUCCAACGGAACGGUCAACAUACCCGCGAACAACUCUUUAACUGGCAUUGUUUAUGGUGACUACUAUUUUAUAAAAGCAGGCAAUGAUCUUGUCUCGAUGGGAUUGACCUCUUGCAGGGACAAUGUGGAUUCCAAUAGUACUGCCAGUACUUCUGAUAGGGCUUCCUCUCCGGUCCAGUCGUCUGGAGCUCGGAGAUUAUCCCUCUUUUAA